CUAAAGUCUGACUCUGUUGCUCUUCGGUGCACUGUCGAACCGAAAACCCAGCCUCAUCCCUUUGGUUUGCUCAUUUAGCUGCUACAUUCACAGAAAAAUAUUUUCAGAUUAUAAACGAUGUUGCAGCUUCAGUUUUUAUAUCUUCAAACCCUAAACCCUAAGUUAUGCCCAUUACAAUCUUUAUCAAAUUCAAAACCCAACCCCUUUAGUUCCAUCUCUUCAACUAAAAAUUUCCUUAACAUCAAAAAGAAGAAAUUUUUAGUCAAAUGCCGUCAAUCAGAGUACUAUGAGCAAAAGAGUUUCCUCACCCCUCCCAGCAACUCUUCUUUUGCUUCACAAAAUUCUACUGAAGCAGCAGUUGGGCCAUUGCCACCGAGGGUUUAUGUGGGUCAUUCAAUAUACAAAGGGAAGGCAGCGGUUACUGUGGAACCUAGAGCACCGGAAUUUGUGUCUUUAGAUUCAGGGGCAUUUAAAUUAUCCAAAGAAGGUUUUGUGUUGCUGCAGUUUGCUCCUGCGGUUGGUGUUCGACAAUAUGAUUGGAGUAGAAAGCAGGUAUUCUCAUUAUCGGUGACAGAAAUUGGAACUUUGGUUGGCCUUGGUUCAAGAGAAUCGUGUGAAUUUUUCCAUGAUCCUUUCAAGGGAAGAAGUGAAGAAGGCAAGGUUCGGAAGGUUUUGAAGGUGGAGCCACUUCCUGAUGGAUCUGGUCACUUCUUUAACCUAAAUGUUCAAAGCAAGCUUAUCAAUCUGGAUGAGAGUAUUUACAUUCCCAUUACCAGAGCAGAGUACACAGUCCUUAUCUCGGCAUUCAACUAUAUCUUGCCAUACCUUUUAGGUUGGCAUGCCUAUGCAAACUCAAUAAAACCUGAUGAUACCAGCCGAGCAAAUAGUGCAAAUCCCAGAUAUGGAGGAGACUUUGAAUGGAACCGGUAACAGGCAGUGCAGGUGCCCUUAUUGUCAUAGUGCUAGGAAAUUCAGUUGACCUUGUCAACUAUUCUUUAAUGCAUAUGGGUUUUUACUGGAUCAUUCCUCCUGAAAAUUUUGGGGUUGUCCCCCUUUUUUCCGUUGUGAUAAUAGGUUGAAAGAGGUUUAUAAAUAAUAUGGUUGUUUGUAAUGUCUUACCUUACGGUUAACUAGUUCAUGGUUGCAAAAGGUUUCAAUGUAAUUUCAUUUUGAACUA
This is a messenger RNA of Mangifera indica (mango), 1177 nucleotides long. RefSeq names its product single-stranded DNA-binding protein WHY1, chloroplastic-like. NCBI's taxonomy places the organism in Eukaryota, Viridiplantae, Streptophyta, Magnoliopsida, Sapindales, Anacardiaceae. Gene Ontology annotation, biological process: regulation of DNA-templated transcription; defense response. The record is from RefSeq and is a predicted model, not a curated record. The transcript has 7 exons. Gene Ontology annotation, molecular function: single-stranded DNA binding. Bases 118 to 930 code for a protein of 270 amino acids.